Messenger RNA from Dendronephthya gigantea, 1848 nucleotides. RefSeq names its product proton-coupled folate transporter-like. Gene Ontology annotation, cellular component: membrane. Gene Ontology annotation, molecular function: transmembrane transporter activity. Lineage: Eukaryota; Metazoa; Cnidaria; Anthozoa; Malacalcyonacea; Nephtheidae. The coding region runs from base 192 to 1640 and encodes 482 amino acids. The transcript is spliced from 7 exons. The record is from RefSeq and is a predicted model, not a curated record. Gene Ontology annotation, biological process: transmembrane transport.
GUCUGCCCAUUUGUUUUGGUUCUUCCGCGAAAUGUAAAAAAAGUACCCAUUUUUUAUCCAAUUCAAUCACCAAGCAGGAAUACUAUUAAGAAUUAGUUUAUGAUAAACAUCACAACGUAAGUAAAAUUUCAAUCAGCAAUCAAUACUUAAAAGGUUUUUGGGAUACCAUCAAACCAUUUUCCAGGACAACUAUGGGUAAUCCAUAUCGUGCGAUUACAGUUGAACCUGUCGUUAUGUUGUACAUCACAGCGCUAUUGAUGCAGCUGCCUGUUUACCAGCAUUAUGUUUAUCAUCGAGCUCAGGUUGAAUUGAAUUUGGAACGAAACGGUUCAGACCUGGUAGACCAAAGUCGUUGUGAUGCGAAUACUAGUGAAUUAGUUGUGGAAAUCCAACGACGUGCAUCAAGUUAUAUCCUUGCAAUAGGUAUGGCAGGAACCUUUCCUGCCAUAUUUACGUCCUUGAUUUAUGGUCCCAUGUCUGACAGGAAAGGACGGAUACCAAUAAUGCGGUUGCCACUUUUGGGAAGCGUCAUUGAUGGGUCCAUGACACUUUUUACAAUAUAUUUCGAACUGCCACUGUACGUCAUAGCAAUUGGUUCUGCCAUAAGCGGUCUCUGUGGGCACUACACAACAUUAGUAUUCACAGUUACGGCUUAUGUCAAAGACACAACAUCUGAUCCUGCUAAACUAUCCCUUCGUUUAGCCCGCUUGGAGGCCAUGGCGUUGUUUAGCGGUACAAUUGCACAAGUAACCAGUGGGCUUUGGGUCGAGCACUUGGGCUAUGCAGCACCGUAUUUGUUCAUCUUCGCAUGCCAACUGUGUGCGUUUUUGUACGUGGCACUCUUUCUCCCAGAAUCGCUUCAACAACUGCCGUUGGGCGACAGGCUAUGCUUGAACUGUGGGGAUUUUCGAUUAUUGACAGGCGUGAUUAUAAACAAGCGGGAGGAUCGAGGGCGAUUAAAGAUCUUGCUGUUGCUCUUAGUCUCUGCAUUUACCCUCCUACCUGUGGGUGUCCUAAACAGUCUAUCUAUCCUGUACGCCAAAGAUUCCCCACUUUGCUGGAGAGCUGAUUUAAUCGGUUAUUUUCUUGGAUGUUUGUUUUUUGUCAGAGCGGUUGGGGCGGUGGCUUGCAUGAAGAUUUUAAAGAAGUUUGCGUGGAAGGAUUAUUCCGUAGUUCAAUUAGGGAGCGUUUUCCUCAUGGGUCUCUUGAUUAUGAUUGGCUUAUCAACCACUACAUUGGAAAUGUUUCUUGCAACGAUACCGUGUCUCAUGGCAGGACUUCCUCAACCUUGUAUUCGAGCAUUGACAUCGCAUAUUGUUGGAUACAGCGAACAAGGAUCAUUGUUCUCCAUCAUAGCUUCAAUAGAAAGCCUUUGUAACUUUCUGGCAAACAUAAUCUUCAAUCCCGUUUAUCAGGCCUCUUUGGAUUACAGUUGGCCACAUGCUAAUGGUCUUAUUUUCUUCAUCAAUGCAGGAAUAGUAUUCCUUCCAUUUGUGAUCAUCAGUUACCUGAAAUUCUACGAUAACAAGUUCAAAGGCUAUGAAGCGAUAGGCAGUGGAAUUCGAAACAGCAAAAGUUUUACAACCAGUACUGAUUCAGCUACGAGCGAUGAGUUAACGAAACCCCAGCCUAUUAGCUAGUUAAGGUAAUUGCUUCCUUUCAAUAAAUUUUAGCGACCGAUUUUUUCUGCAUUUAUGAAAAUUAUUUGCACAUAUAUAGUGGUAUAAUAUACAGUAUAAUCGAAGCGUAUACUAUAUAUGUUUUGUUCCACUGACAAAUUAAUUUAGCCGCUUCCAGAAUUCAUUAAAUCCUUGCUUGAUCCUGUCAAAAUUUUAAUAACAUAUUUUC